Molecule: messenger RNA, 644 nt
Organism: Rotaria sp. Silwood2
Lineage: Eukaryota; Metazoa; Rotifera; Eurotatoria; Philodinida; Philodinidae
Source: the annotation of a GenBank genome assembly
UUCAAUUCUUCUAGGCUUUACAGCUGUUCAAGCUACACUAUUUCCCUCAUACGGAAAAUGUUCAUAUACAGGUGAUCCACAUCUUACUCCAUUUUCUACAACAAAUAUGUAUUUUUGUAAACAAAUUGGAUGGCAAAUACUUCUUCAAAACUCAUGGGUUAUUGUUUUUGUUAACGUUGGUCCAAGUCCAUAUGUUAUUACUGAUUAUUUUGUUGUGUUCUUGGAUGGUGUCGGAGGUGUAAAAUGUGUAUUAUGGAGUGCUAUUGGUUUGUCAACAUGUCCAGUUAGCUCAUCUAUUAUAUCAAUAGUAAGUGGAGGUGGAACAUCAUGGAGUCAUUGGUACAUAUUUUCUUCUUUCAUUAAUGUUCAAAUUACAUCUUAUCCAUGGGGAACAGGUAAACGGUAUGACUUUAUAAUACUAGAAGGAUUGAAGCGAAUAUCAACCAAUGAUUCAUAUUGAGAGGUUGCGAUAUAAUGUUGUUAUUGUUGUGUUUUGCUUGAAUAUUCGGUCGAGCUUUUAUAUGUGCAUUGAAGAGUAAAUCGAAUUUUUCAUUAUCAUAGGGCUAAUUCAAUCUUUUUUAGUAUUUUGUUGUGUUCUUGGAUGGUGUCGGAGGUGUAAAAUGUGUAUUAUGGAGUGCUAUUGG